AUGCUUCAGCUCUCAGGUGAUGCCGUCCGACCAAGCGUCCUCGUCCCGGAGAAGUUGUCCCCUGAUGGCCUGGCACUGCUCAAAUCUACCCUGGAUGUGCACGAGAAGAGAAACCUUAGCCCAGACGAAUUGUUGAAAAUAAUCCCUGAUUACCAAGCGUUGCUUGUCCGUUCGGAGACGAAAGUCACUGCGGAAGUGUUGCAGGCGGGCAAGAAUCUGAAGGUUGUCGGUAGAGCAGGAGUUGGGGUUGAUAACGUUGACGUCACUGCUGCAACAAAGCUUGGGAUUGUGGUUAUAAACUCCCCAUCUGGAAAUGUUGGAGCAGCUGCCGAACAUACGAUAGCAUUGAUGCUGUCGAUGGCUAGAAAUAUACCUGAUGGUUGUUCCAGCCUGAAAAACGGGAAAUGGGAAAGGAGUAGAUUAGUGGGUGUUGAAAUCAAAGGGAAAACUCUAGGAAUUAUCGGCCUAGGAAAAGUUGGCUUGAUAGUUGCGCGACUUGCCAAAGGCCUGGGUAUGAAGGUGAAUGCCGUGGACCCCUAUGCUUCUGCUGCAGUUGCAGAAUCUGCGUCUGUGAGCCUUCUGCCAUCCCUUGCAACACUGUUGCCGACAGUAGAUUUCCUUACAAUUCAUACCCCUUUGAUCGCAUCGACAAAGGGCAUGAUAUCAUCUGCAGAGCUUUCGCAGAUGAAGCGAGGUGCUCGUGUACUAAAUGUCGCUCGUGGCGGGACAUUUGACGAAGCUGCGCUUCUCGAGGCCCUAGAAUCAAAUCAUUUGGCUGGAGCGGCAAUUGACGUUUUUACAUCUGAACCUCCUGCUGCUGAUUCUAGCGCUUCAAGGCUCAUCGCCCAUCCACGAGUUGUGGCGACUCCACAUCUCGGUGCCUCUACAGUUGAAGCACAGGAGAAUGUUUCCAUGGAUGUCUGCGAACAAGUUCUCCAGAUAUUAAAGGGUGCCCUGCCUCGAAGUGCUGUGAAUGCUCCUUUGAUUUUGCCUGAAGAAUACAAGAAGCUCCAGCCAUUCGUACAUCUCGUGGAGAAAAUGGGGAAUUUAUAUACACAGCACUUCACAUCGACUGCCACGUCCACCGCAAAUAGCAGCACGUUUGACCUAAUCUACGAAGGAGAGAUUGCGAUGGCCAAUAAUACAAAACCUCUUUUUGCCGCUUUGAUUAAGGGACUCAUUGCUCCCAUUAGCAGCACCGCAGGAAUCAACGUAAAUAUCGUUAACGCCGAGCUCAUUGCGAGGGAACGUGGCCUUGUUGUCAACGAACGGUUUUCCCGUGAUCCAACCUCGCAUUCUUACUCUUCUCUCAUCACACUGGUGGCUCACCCACCUUCUCGUGCGUCCUCCCGCCCUCCUCCUCGUGUCGCAAGUUCUGUUCCUGAAGUACAAGCCGCCCACGAACAACAACAAAUCAUAUCUGGGACAUGCUCACAGUCUCAGCCAUUAAUAUCUCGUCUCGGCCGAUUUGCUACAUCCUUCGUUCCGGAAGGUACCCUACUUAUUUGCCAUAACUAUGAUUCUCCUGGAAAAAUUGGGGUUGUCGGAAGUAUCUUGGGGAGGGAAGGAGUUAAUAUCAACUUUAUGGGAGUAGCUCCUGUCUCAAAGGGCCUUGUGGAAGGCGAGAAAGCUGUAGCUAGCAGUGAGACUAAUGCACAUCCUGACUCAAGGGAUAAGGUUGUGCCUGAGAAAGAGGCAUUGAUGAUCCUUGGGGUUGACAGGGCCGUGGAGGAUAGUGUAGCCAAGGCUCUGGUAGAAGAAGGGGGUGUAUUAAGUGCUAGUGUCAUUUCCCUUUGA
Molecule: messenger RNA, 1797 nt
Organism: Histoplasma capsulatum G186AR
Lineage: Eukaryota; Fungi; Ascomycota; Eurotiomycetes; Onygenales; Ajellomycetaceae
Product: D-3-phosphoglycerate dehydrogenase
Exons: 3
Coding region: 1-1797 (598 amino acids)
Biological process (GO): L-serine biosynthetic process
Molecular function (GO): phosphoglycerate dehydrogenase activity; NAD binding
Source: RefSeq, a predicted model, not a curated record